This is a messenger RNA of Geodia barretti, 330 nucleotides long. The record is from the annotation of a GenBank genome assembly. NCBI's taxonomy places the organism in Eukaryota, Metazoa, Porifera, Demospongiae, Tetractinellida, Geodiidae.
AUGAGUUCAACCGAAGCCUUCAUCGUGUCGGCCGCGGACGCAAUCAGCGCAGCGCGCCCCGGCUCGCGUAGGGAUACCGCAGAGAAUUACAUCAAGCGUCUCCAGGCUUUGGAAGAAGUCGGGCGCGCAUUUGACGGCGUGGAGAAGUGCUACGCUAUUCAGGCGGGCCGCGAAGUGCGCGUAAUGGUCAAGCCACAAGCCGUUGACGACGCGACGGCGGCAAAGAUGGCCAACGACAUCGUGAAGAAGAUCGAGGCGACACUCGUCUAUCCCGGACAGAUAAAGGUAACCGUAAUUCGGGAAAGCCGUUCAGUCGGAUACGCUCGGUAG